CAUCAACCCACACACACAUAACCACAAUGUCCCCUCCCCACCUCCCAACCACACUCACAUCCACCAUAACAACCCUCACCACCCUCCUCCUCCUCACCUCCUUCUCCCUAACAACCUACACCCUAACGACCCACCUCCACCUCGCGCACACCGUAACAUCCCUCGUGCCGAAGGUCAUCAUCCACGACACCGCCAUCAUCGCCACAACAUCCUACCAUAUCUUCACGACGAUCCUGACCUGCCUGACAUUUAUCACGAUCUACUUUCUCUUCCCUAGAUUCAUCUUCACAAAGUCAAUCAGCAACCCCUCAUGGAUCCAAAAAGCACUUACAUCCCUCGCAACCCUCCUUCUCACGACAAGUCUCCUCGCCUUCACGGUCAUCCUGGCUACCAGAAAGAUGUCCUUUGGGGACGUGGGCCCGCGUGUUACUGUCUAUUUAGAUGAGGGUUUGGGCGAGGAGAGUUUGGUUUAUGCGGAUGAUGGGAGGGGGGUUGCCGGGUUGGUGGUCGGGUGGGUUGGUUGGUUUGGUGCAGCGGUUUUGUGUGGUUUGAUGAUGGUUGGAGGAAAGAAGGAUGAGCAGAAGGGAGAUGGUGAUGGGAAGUGGGUGGAGAAGGGGGAGGUGGAGGAGAGUAGUUAGGGCGGAGAGUGUGUAGGUGUGUUUGGUGGAUGUUAGGGAUUUUGAUGGAUGAGGUUGUGUGGGUGUGGUAUGAUACUUUUAUGAAGUGAUGGGUUAUGAGUGAUGAUGUUUAUGUCUCACUGGGAGUAUGAUGGUAUCGAAAUAUAUUAUGUCGAUCAAUAU
Aspergillus neoniger CBS 115656 is the source of this 800-nucleotide messenger RNA. RefSeq lists its product as uncharacterized. Bases 27 to 638 code for a protein of 203 amino acids. The transcript has 2 exons. NCBI's taxonomy places the organism in Eukaryota, Fungi, Ascomycota, Eurotiomycetes, Eurotiales, Aspergillaceae. The record is from RefSeq and is a predicted model, not a curated record.